AUGUCGAGCCAACCCGAACCAGGCCCCAGCUCGGGCCGACCAACCUCAUCCACCCCCAUCUCACGCCGUCGAUCCUCCAGUACCCGCACCAACCGUUCCCGCCCAAUCCGACCCCGAGCCACCUCCUCCAUCAGCCAACAUUCCGAUGCCAGUAUUCUCAGCAGCGGCUUGCAACAACUCUCCUGGACCACCGGCGAUUGUUUCGAUUACGUCGAUGACGAUGCCCGAAUCAGCGCUUUUCUCCAUUGUCCCAUCUGCCUCGAACCCUUCCUCGACCCCUAUGCAUCCGCCCUCUGCUCCCAUACAUUCUGCAAACAAUGCAUAACCACCGCUCUCACCGAUCACCUCGCUCAACCCACCCAAGAUGAUCCUUUGCUCGCUGCCGCGCCCAAACGCUGCCCUACAUGCCGCACACCAGUCGAACUAUCCGAUUUCCACCCAACCGCACUCCUCAUUAAAAACAUGGUCGAUACCCUUCGCGUCCGAUGUCCCAACAAAUCCAAAGGGUGCGAAUACGAAUGCGAACGACACUUGCUCCACAGCCACGUUUCUACCCAAUGCGCGUACGAGUAUGUCGAUCAGAACUUGACCGAAGGGAAAAGGUGUGGAUGUUCGGCCAAAGUCAUGCGUAAGGAUUGGGCUUCUCACGGUCAAGUCUGCCCGAAGCGGAAAACGCGUUGUCCGACUUGCGAUGUGGUGUUGUGUGCGGAUGAACUGGAGGAGCAUUGUGAGGCAUGUAUGCCCGAACCGGCUCAAUGCGAGUUUUGUGGGCUAGAGACGAUCAAGAGUAGACUCACGUCGCACGUGGCGGACGAAUGUGAGGAUGCGCCCGUGCUGUGUUCUCAUUCUGCCUUUGGGUGCCGGUGGAUCGGACCCCGACGCGCGCUUCAACGCAGAGAAGAUAGCAACGGGAAGAGCAGGGAGAGGACGCACUUGGAGGACGAAUGCAGAUUUGAGCCUAUCAAAGGGUUCUUUUCCCUUUUCAGCCAACAUGUUAACCAGCUCAAAGACCAAAACAUUGCACUCACAACAAGGCUGGAAGAGGUGGAGGCGAGACAACGCGGUCAAGCGCGCAGGUUGGAUGAUUGUGUGCAUAGUUUGGGAUCUUGGUAUAGAUCAGCUGGCCAGCUGAGAUCGAAUGAAAUGGAGCAGAGGGGAGUGAGGCGAUCGCAAGAAGGGGUGGAUGGAGAAUGGGAUGAGUUCCCGUUAGAUGUACAAAACUGGGAAAGAAGUUGGAGUCAACAGAGUUUCCCUGCGAGACAGGGGGCGAGAGCGUAUAGUGCUUCGGCGGUGCAUAGUGUGGAUUUGGCGGGCUGGGCUAGGAGACCGUAUGAUUUCUCCGCUGCCAGCGGGGAGUGGGAGGUGAUCAGCCCCACCGGGGCGUUGGCUUCACCUAUUCGCCCCAAUCCAGCAGUUAUGGUGGACGACAUCAACGUAGCCCCGACAUCAUCUCGCUAUCUAGCACCUCCUACCGCUCGGUCCAUGCCAACAACAUCCCCACUUGGCGUUGCUGCUCCCUCUCCUUCACGCGAACGACCACCUUACCUCGAUUCCACCCCUUCUUCCACCCGCCGCUCAGCAUCAACCACUCUCGACCCUACCACCUCCAACGCCACCACCUCUGCCACCUCUUCUGGCAGUUACGGCUUCCCACCCUCCAGUACUCAUCUCCGUCUCGACAUGGACGGAGAUCUAGACCGAUCCAACCUCGACUCUGCCAUCUCCUCCCUCACCGCAUCCAUGGCUGGGUUGAGCUCCGGUCUAAGCAGCUUAGACAAGCGCACGGAAGAAGGUCACAUCGCAGCGGUAAAAGCAGGUUUUGACGCGGGGAGGGUACAAGAAGAGGUGGCGAGUUUAAGACAUGGUCUGCACGCCGUGAGAAUGCAAAUCCAUCAGAUAUUGAUGACUCAACAGCGUCGUGCACUUUUCUCUUCUCCACAAAUGGGUGGGGUUGCAAGUGUUGCAGCAGCAGCAGCAGCAGCAGCGGGGGGUGGUGUGGGAGGAAACGAAGCAGGACCUUCUCAGGUCAGUGGUCUUGCUGGACCUUCGGUGGGGUUGGGAGGAACAUUGUCGGCGCUCUCUCCACCAUUGUUGAGGAGAUGGGCUGGUUUGGAACAUACGAAGCUCUAA
Messenger RNA from Ustilago hordei, 2130 nucleotides. RefSeq lists its product as uncharacterized. Gene Ontology annotation, molecular function: zinc ion binding. Lineage: Eukaryota; Fungi; Basidiomycota; Ustilaginomycetes; Ustilaginales; Ustilaginaceae. The record is from RefSeq and is a predicted model, not a curated record. Bases 1 to 2130 code for a protein of 709 amino acids. The transcript has a single exon.